This is a messenger RNA of Colossoma macropomum (tambaqui), 4556 nucleotides long. RefSeq names its product non-SMC condensin I complex, subunit D2 (gene ncapd2). The transcript is spliced from 32 exons. Bases 138 to 4307 code for a protein of 1389 amino acids. Gene Ontology annotation, molecular function: histone binding. Gene Ontology annotation, cellular component: condensed chromosome, centromeric region; nucleus. NCBI's taxonomy places the organism in Eukaryota, Metazoa, Chordata, Actinopteri, Characiformes, Serrasalmidae. Gene Ontology annotation, biological process: mitotic chromosome condensation; meiotic chromosome condensation; mitotic cell cycle. The record is from RefSeq and is a predicted model, not a curated record.
UUCAAAGCUUGUUGUUGAGCCGUUAGAGCGGCAGAUCAGACAGAACCACCCACCGCGGAGUCAGACUCUCAGACCCUCAGAGCGGCUCUGAUAUGUGUUAAAGUUCACAUUUCUCUGGAAGCAGUUAUAGCGCAGACAUGUCGUGGGAUUUCGUUGUUCCAGUUUCUUUGGAUGACCUGUUAAAAUCAGGAGCCAUCAACCAGUAUGUGGUACAGGACGUACUGUCUCCUAAACAACUGCCCUCUCAUCUCAGCAGCUUUAAAGCUGCUUUGAGGAGCCAGGGCCCACUGUGCGUACUGGAACAUUUUGACACUGUGUACAGCGUUCUACAGCAUUCUCGCACAGUGGAUGUGGCUUUGAAAGAGGACACCCUGGAGUUUCUCAUACAAGUGGUCAGGGGCCUGUCUGUCUCUCUGCCGUCCCUCCUCAUGUCUGGCACUUUGUCAGCAGCGGACCGCAAACAGCAACUGAAUGCAGUCAAGAUGAGUGUGUUUCUGCUCUGUAAACUCACAGAGAACCUAGAGAGUGACUCCUGCAGGGAGAGCAUCGUCACCGCUCCCAGCAAGGGCCGAAAAAAGGAGAAAGCAUCUGGUAAGGGUUUGCAGCAGUGGGACAGUGAGAGAGAAACAGUGCUGCAAUGCCUGACACAGCUGCUCCAGCUGGAUAUCCGCUCCCUGUGGAAUCUCUCUCUGGUGGAGGAAGAGUUUGUCAGUUGUGUGACCUGUUGUUGUUAUAAGCUGUUGGAGAAUCCCACUAUCGGUCACAUGAAGAACAAACCCACACGUGAUGCCAUCAUCCACGUGCUGGGAGUGAUGGUGAAGAAAUAUAACCACAUGCUUGGAGCAUGUGUGAAGGUGAUUCAGUUGCUGCAGCACUUCGAACAGCUCUCCUCGGUGUGUGCACAGGCGGUUUCAGCUUGGAGCUCCGAAUAUGGAGUCAAGGCCAUUGUAGGAGAGAUUAUGAGAGAGAUUGGGCAGAAGUCCAGUGAUGAGUUGGCCAGAGAGGGCUCUGGAGUGAAGGCCUUCUCUAGUUUCCUGUCUGAACUCAGUACUCAAGUUCCUGAAGCCAUGAUCCCAAACAUCAGUGUACUCCUUACACACCUGGAGGGAGAGAGUGCGUGUAUGCGUGUAGCGGUGUGUGAGGUGUUGGGGGAGGUGCUGGUACGCGUGUUAAGUGGUGAUAAGCUGGACGAUUCUGGCCGAGCAGAUCGAGAUCGUUUCCUUGACACGCUUCAAGAGCACAUUCAUGACGCACACUCUCAUGUAAGGGCUCGGGUGCUGCAGGUGUACAGCCGAAUUGUCAACAGCAAGGCUUUGCCAUUAUGUAGAUACACUGAAGUGAUGGAGUUGGCUGUUGGUCGUCUUGGUGAUAAAUCAGUCCUUGUGUGUAAGAGUGCCAUCCAGCUGCUGGCUGCCUUCAUCGCUCAUAAUCCAUACAGCUGCAAGCUGAGCAGUGUGGACUUAAAGAAGCCUCUUGAAAAAGAAACGGCCAAACUCAAAGAGAUGAGAGAGAACAUGAGUGAGAAAGCACCAGUUGCUGUAAUCUCAGCGGCUGAUUUAUGGGCUGCGAUGGAGCCGGAGGUCUCUCACACAGUCCGAUCUCACUUGGAGGUUGGAAGUGAUGCAGAAAGGGAGGAGGAUGAUGAAGAGGAAGAGGAGGGUGUACAGGACAGGAGCGACCGAGACACUGCUAUCCAAAUCGCCCAGUAUCUCAGACAUAAUAAAUACAGGCAGGCUGUUCGCCUGUGUACACAAGCCCACAGUCUUUAUCCUGAGUCUCCAUUCUUCUCCGCCCUGUCGGAUAUCAACCAAGACACUCUUCUCAGCACACUGGCUUCUCUCUUCAAAGGUCCCGAGGAGAACCAGGCGUCAGAGCCCGUAGCGAGUGAUCAGCCCCCCACACCACAGAAGGAGGGAGGAAAAGAGGCAGAUGACGGGAAGGAAAAUGAACUGAAAAAGCAGGAGAUGUUGGUUCAGUACCUAAAAGAUACAGAGAGCUUUGCCCUGCAGGUGGAGAGAGCCAUUGCGGUCAUUAACAACAUGCUUUACUGGAAAACUACUACAGUGGUUCAGGAGGCAGUUCAGUUCUGUGUUACUGCACGUGAGUUCAGCGUAGCAGACUCCGUGUGUGGGGUGAGGAAGAUGUUGCCUUUGGUCUGGUCUACUGAUGCUGCAGUCAAAGAUGCUGUGGUACAAGCGUAUAGACGCCUCUACCUCAACCCUCAGGGGGACAGCACUAGAGCCAAGGCCCAGACUCUUGUGGAGAGUCUUUCUGAGUUGAUGAUUGAUGCCUCAGUGGGAACCAUCCAGUGUCUGGAGGAAAUAGUGCAAGAGUUUUUCAGCAAUGAGAAUGCCUUGCAGGCAUCUGUGGUGCAGGUUUUGUGGGAAAGAUUCUCAGGGAAGAGGGAGACCUCUGCACUGCAUAAGAGAGCUGCAGUCCUGCUGCUGGGCAUGGCGGCACGUGCUGAAAGGGAGGUGGUGCUCAGUAACUUGGACACGCUCUGCUCUGUGGCACUGGGAGAGAAGGUGACUGAAGAUUACCUGUUGGCAAGAGACACAGUCAUCACCAUCACCAAUAUUACUGACCAUGUCAGACAAUCUAAAGGACUUCCUUUCAGGCUGCCUGUGGAUCACCAUCUUUUCAGCUGUCUGACACAGGCCAUUGCUGAUGGAGUGGUCUUGUCUGACCCCCACUGGCAGACUUUCAUGGAGCAGGCCAUUCGUCUCAUCUAUUUUCUGGCUGAGUCACCUGACAAACUGUGUGCCCGGCUCCUUCAGCGGUCCGCUCGACUCCUGUUGGAGCAGGUUACGGAGGGUGGGGAGCCCAACCAAUCGCAGAUAUCAGAAGGGUCUCAGGACUCCGAGCAGCAAGUGAGCUGUGUGAGUUUGGCCCAGUUGUUGUCUCUGUGUGGAGCUGUGGCUUUCUGGCAGGUGUCUCACCUAGAGAGGAGUGUGAGUACUGAGCUGCGGAGGAGGAGAGGAGAGAAGGAGGAGAAAGAGGAAAAAGAGAAGGGGCCUGUUGGCAAGAACAAGGAGGCCAAUGACAGCUGUGUGGAGGAGGAGCUUGGGCUGACUGGGGCCUCAGCAGAGGACACAGAGGCAGAGUUCAUCCGGAAGAUCUGUGAAACAGAGUUGUUGGCUGAUGGGAACAUGUUAAGUGUGUUCCUGCCUUUGCUGGUGAAAGUCUGCAGUUCUCCUGGACGAUACUCUCACACACAGCUCACCACUGCUGCCUGCCUUGCCCUUUCCCAGUAUAUGAUGAUCAGUCCAACAGUAUGUAAGGAUAAUAUCCGUCUACUCUUCACCGUGUUGGAGAAAUCAUCUCUCCCAGUUGUCAGAGCAAACACCAUCAUUGCCCUUGGAGACCUGACUGUUCGUUUUCCCAACAUUCUGGAACCAUGGACCCCCAACCUGUAUGCCAGGUUGUGCGACGAAAACGCAUCAGUACGUCUGACUGCCAUCACAGUUCUGACCCAGCUGGUGCUGAAGGAUGUCAUGAAAGUCAAAGGUCAAGUCAGCGAGGUUGCUGUGCUCCUGCUCGACCCCGAGCCACACAUCGCCAGCCUAGCGCUCAACUUCUUCAAUGAGCUCUCUGCAAAGGAUAAUGCUAUUUACAACCUGUUGCCAGACAUUAUCAGCCGAUUGUCAGAUCCAGAGAGAGGGAUGAAAGAAGAGGAUUUCAACACUAUUAUGAAGCAACUCUUCUCCUACAUCACCAAAGAAAGACAGACAGAGAGUUUGGUGGAGAAGCUCUGUCAGCGUUUCAGAACUGCAAAGACAGAGCGUCAGUGGGCAGAUUUGGCUGUGUCUCUGUCUCUGCUUUCCAUGUGUGAGCGGGGCUUUAAGAAGCUGCAGGAGUGCUGGGAUUGUUACAGUGACAAGCUUGCUGAAGAUGCAGUGUACCAGCCUGUGCUCUCAAUCAUGGCCAAACUCCGCCGCAGAGCCAAGCCCCAGUUUAAGGCUCAGGUGGAGGAGUUUGAGAAGAAGCUGACAGCUGUGCACUCUAAAGGUCUGGAGAAUGUUGAAAACGAGGAGCGAGAACAGCAGCUAGAGGAACAGACGCACAGCGAGAAAACACAGACACCUCUUCCCAAGAGCGCUCGCAGACCAACACGAGGGCGUGGGAAGUCCAGAAAGGAUGAAAGUGAUUUAGUGACCCCUAAACGCUCCCGUGCUCGCCCUAAAAAAGUUAUUACGUUCAGCAGUGACGAGGGAGAAGACGAAGAAGAUGCUGUCAUGACAGAGAAUGAAACGCCAAAAGUGACUACGCCCAUCUCCCGAACCCGACGCACUCGUCUUCGCCACUGACCCCUCCACUGUUCGCUACCCUUGUUCCUGUUUUUAUCCUUCCAUUUUAGUUUCUUUCACUGUCAGUGGUCAUUUAUUUUUCCUAUAUUUCUGCUUUUAUUAAAUAUUUCCUUUUAUUUUUGUCUGAUUUAUCAAAAAGAAUUAAGUUUUAAGUUGUCUUAAGUUGUAUAGAGACAGCACUUUUGUAACUUCUCUACACCAAGCUAAUUCAUGUUUUUAUUAAAUUUGGUCUUUUUGACCAUUAAAACA